Molecule: messenger RNA, 543 nt
Organism: Bipolaris victoriae FI3
Lineage: Eukaryota; Fungi; Ascomycota; Dothideomycetes; Pleosporales; Pleosporaceae
Exons: 1
Coding region: 1-543 (180 amino acids)
Source: RefSeq, a predicted model, not a curated record
AUGGAGGGACGAGCAGCCAAAAUUCUGCAUGGCCUGGACGAAAGCCUCCCAAUGACACCUGGCCGAAAAUGGAGCCUCGCUGCCAUCAUCGUUGCUAUCCCUGUUUUUGUGUUCUUGUUCGCAAUGUGCUUUAAACGUUGGGGAGACUGGUGUCCUUGUGACAAGCAAAGGGACGGACCCGAUGCACCAGCAGCAGGGCCGACGAUUGGAAAUGGCUCACUUCGAGUCGGUAACAUCGAACUGGGUACGGUCAACGUAGAUCGAGAUGCGGCAGACCAGACACAGCCUGGACCACAUUCAAGUCCACCAAGUCAAGUUCUACCCGGUCCAGCUCUACCCAGUCCAGCUCUACCCAGUCCAGCUCUACUCAGUAUAGGUCUACCCAAUCCAGGUCUACCCAGUACAAGUCUACCACGUUCAGCUCAACCCAGUUUGGAACACACCACGGCACGAAACUCGGAGAAUCGGCGAAGCAGCAAUGGGCAAAGCGAACGACGUCGAAUUUUGCAAGAAGAAGCUGCCGCGAUAGUCGAGAGAACGUGA